This is a messenger RNA of Amphimedon queenslandica, 1441 nucleotides long. RefSeq names its product proteasomal ATPase-associated factor 1-like. The transcript is spliced from 12 exons. Gene Ontology annotation, molecular function: protein binding. The record is from RefSeq and is a predicted model, not a curated record. Bases 145 to 1317 code for a protein of 390 amino acids. Lineage: Eukaryota; Metazoa; Porifera; Demospongiae; Haplosclerida; Niphatidae.
ACAACUUGCUUUAUACAAUAGCAGCAUGUCAGACUUUCAAUUCAACUUUCAGCAUUACAUGACCACGUGUAGGCACGUGUGCAAUACCCACGUGUUAUCACGUGUAAUGGUAGCUCCACCUAUCAGGCGUGGCUUACUAUCAAAAUGAACAUUCAAAAGGACUGGGAAGAAGUCAUCCAAAAACCAAAUGAAAAAUUUUGGAUACAGGAGAAAAGAGCUGAUGGUCCUACUAUAUUUGGUAGUUUGUGUAGUCCUCUCUCUGAUGUACAUGAAACAGCUCCUACUGAUGAACAACAGAAAUUCAUUAUUAAGAAUUGGAACAAAUAUUCAUUAUUAGUUCAGUGUUUAGUUACUGAUACAGUAACACAAUUCACUGCACCAAACAAGACAAUAAAACUAACAGAAUACAACAAACCAUUAUUAAGUAUGGACAUAUCCCCCAGUGGUGAAUUAGGCGUAUGUUCAUCAGUGAAUGGAGAACUAUGGAUAUGGGAAACAGACACUGGGACUAACAGACGUGUACUGGAAGGUCACGUGGGUGAUGUUGAUAGCUGUAGGUUCUUUCCAUCAGGUCUGGUGGUACUGAGUGGUGCUAGUGAUUACAGGGUUAAAAUAUGGUCUAUUAAGGAUGGGUCUUGUGCUAGGACACUCACUGGACACACUAGAGGUAUUACUGAUACUUGUAUCAUUGAAAAAGGUCGUAACAUUAUAUCGUCCUCUAGAGACGGGACUAUUAAGCUAUGGAACUGUGCUUCAUCAAAUUGUCUAUUUACGUAUUGUAACAUAUCCACUCCAAUAAAUGGGUGUGGUCUAUUAUCAGACUCGUCACUUGUCUUUCCACCUGGAAACAAUCCUAUUGUUGAUGAAUACUGUACUGAAGGUAAAGCUCUGUGGUCAGUAUCUGAUGAUGGACAAUUAAGAAUAUUUGACAUUAGAAAUAAAACAAUGAUCAGUAAUUAUGUUCAUAAUGAUCCUGCUCCUUUAAUGAGAGGAGUCACCAUUGAUAGUGAAGAUAAACUAAUCAUUGGAAAUGAAAAUGGAGAACUUAUACUACUGGACUUAAGACAUAUCAAGUCACCAUUAAAGACAAUAAGAUUAUCAUCAUCACCAAUAUGUUCACUGUGCUAUAAUAAUAAUAAAGUAUUAGUAGGACACAAGAAUGGGGUGUGCAUUAAUUGGAGUUAUAAUGAUGACACAUUACUCAAUGAUCAUAUAACUGGUACUGAUAUUGAUCCAAUAAGUUCAAUAGUGAGAAGACAUCAUGUGACAUACACUAGUUCUAGGGAUGGACGUGUACGUAUGUAUGAGAACAGUUGAAUACUUAUUGGGACAGAAUUGUUCUCAUUGUAUAUGAAGAUUUAAGUGUACGAUAAAAUUUUGUAAACAAAAUAUUUAUUAUAAUUAUGUACUAUUACAAUUUAAAGUGUUGCUAUUAAAUUAA